ACCAUUUUUUCACUUUGUUCAUAUGAUUAUUCCAUAUAUGAAAUAACUUGGCGUAAUGUUUAUUCUUAUAUAUUGAAUGUGAUGCAGAAGUAAAGUAAUAGUAAAGAAAAAAAAAUAUGUAUAUAUCUAGUCAAGAUGGGACUAGAGCUCACAACAACACUGCUCGACUCAAGAGAGGGGCGGUGACCGGCCUGCUGUGGUCAUAUCUUGUUGUUUGUUCAUUUUUUCCAGGUGCUGUCCUGUGUGUAAACUCGGUAGAAUGGAGGAGGUGGACAAAAUUCUGAUCCUCACCUUGAAUCAUCUCGGAUGUGACAUCGAUGAGGAAAUGAAAACAGUAGGAAGCUUUGGAAUUGAGAAGGUAGUGGAAGGUGUGGUGAGGUGCCUUCAUACCAUCUCCAGUGACUGUGACCUACCCAUCUCCCUGCCACAGAACAUGGCUCAGCGCUUUAGGGCAGCUGCUGCCAUUGCUCAGGCUGUAAAGGAUACUGGAUACCCUGGGGAUAUUGGUUACCAGUCUCUCCUGUACCCAAGUGAAGCUGAUCUUCGCAGAAUAUUUAUGUUCUUGAUAGAAAAGCUGCCCAGGGACUCCUCUCCAGUAUCUGAUGAACCCCUCAACAAAGUAACUCUGAUUCACCGAGAGGCCAAGAGAAAAGUGAGUGAGGCCCUCUCCCAGCCCUGGAUACCACCCCACUGCCGCCAUGUGGUACACAAACACUCCUCUCAUGCCUCCCUUACCAAUUAUGGCACUGCACACACACAAGGGUUCAUAUCCAAGCAAUUCAGAGGCUAUGAGGACCCAUCACAACUUAAAACAGAAAUGAAGAAUUACUAUGGAAACCACCUUAGAAGAGUAACCGAGUUAGUGGGUUACAACUGUUUGCUGGCAACACUGCUCAAUACUCAUGCUGCUCAACUGGAGAGAGAGAAAUUUAUCUCAUCUUGUGAUAAUACUAAGGAUAACAAUGAGAAAAUGAAGCUGCAGCCUCUAAUGAGUGAGAGAGAUAUACCUGCGACAGUUCACUCAACACACUCUGCUGAUCUUGAUAUCUUACCCAUUCAAGCAACCAGCAUCAAGAGUGGAGUACAGGGUCAGGAUAUGAAAUCCAUGGAAGAGAAAAACACUGAUCAGAAGGCAGCAGCAAGAAUUGAAGAGAGUGCAGCCAAGAGCCGAGAAGAAUGCCUGACCAACCUUGAGAAAGAGGUAGCCAACAUCAAGAGUAAGAUCAGUGAGUGCACACAAGGAAUGAAGGAUGCUCAAGACACUUUAGCUAAGUUGACUGAUGAAAUAGCACGGGAGGAGGAAUUGACCAAAGAGAAGAGUAAAGAUAUCAAGACAAUGCAACGGACAUCUUCCCUUUUGCCUGACUCAGAUGUCAACAUCCAGAAAUUGAAGGCUGCAUUGAAAAACAGUGAGGAGAAAAUGGGUCGCCUCCAGCAACAGUGGAAUGCCCAUAGGGAGCCUCUAAGUGAACAACUGGCUCACCUCACCAUGGAGAUGGAAGACAAGAAGAAAAACAAGGAGAAAAUCUUAGAGAACAUUGGUUCAUUGAGGGACAAGAUGAAAGCCAUGGUACAGGAAGCCUCAAGGAAGGAGUCUGCAGAGGCUCAACUUAAAGAACAAGUGGAAAAAAUCACAAAAGAUGUCAACAGAUCUGUGUACACCAAGAGAAUUAUAGAUAUAAGUGCAAAAGUUCGAAAACAGAAGCAAGAGAUUGACCGAGUGCUUGCAGACACCAGGACCAUACAGAAGGAAAUAAACAUCCUCUCAGGGAAACUUGAGAGAACCUUUACAGUGGUUGAGGGGACAGCAUAUAAGGAAGCUGCAAACAAUGAGCGAGUGCGGCAGGUUUACCGAGCAGUGGCAGCCGUGCAUGAGGGGUGUGGGGAGCUGGUAGACAUUGUGAGGGAGACUGGAGCAACACAGAGAGAAAUAUCUGAUCUCAGGGAACAGGUUGACCUAGAGAAAACCAAGAAUGUUGAAGAGAAGCUGGAGCAGCUGAGAGUGGAUCUGAAUCAAGUGAAGAAAGAAAAUGCUAGUCUAAAGAAGCAAAUUGUAUAAGAGUUAAUGAUGGGAGUAUACGUUGAUCUAACCAACACUGACUGUAUCAGCAUAAGUUCAUACUUGUAGUUUUAAUUCCCACUGACCAUUUUUCAUUCACUGCCAUAUUUUAUACAAGGUGGGCCAUAAGUUUUCAUACAUAGGAAAAAUAAAUAUUUUAUUUUGGA
Messenger RNA from Portunus trituberculatus (swimming crab), 2226 nucleotides. Its product is annotated as coiled-coil domain-containing protein 22 homolog. The transcript has 13 exons. The coding region runs from base 260 to 2059 and encodes 599 amino acids. Gene Ontology annotation, biological process: positive regulation of ubiquitin-dependent protein catabolic process. Gene Ontology annotation, molecular function: cullin family protein binding. NCBI's taxonomy places the organism in Eukaryota, Metazoa, Arthropoda, Malacostraca, Decapoda, Portunidae. The record is from RefSeq and is a predicted model, not a curated record.